Molecule: messenger RNA, 798 nt
Organism: Cyphellophora attinorum
Lineage: Eukaryota; Fungi; Ascomycota; Eurotiomycetes; Chaetothyriales; Cyphellophoraceae
Product: Proteasome subunit alpha type-4
Exons: 3
Coding region: 1-798 (265 amino acids)
Biological process (GO): ubiquitin-dependent protein catabolic process
Cellular component (GO): nucleus; proteasome core complex, alpha-subunit complex; proteasome core complex
Source: RefSeq, a predicted model, not a curated record
AUGUCCGGCUACGAUCGAGCACUUUCAGUGUUCAGUCCUGAUGGACACGUCUUUCAAGUCGAGUACGCUCUGGAAGCCGUCAAGCGGGGAACAUGCGCAGUCGGUGUCAAAGGCAAGGACAUUGUCGUGCUUGGGUGCGAGAAGAGAUCAGCCAUGAAACUCCAGGACACCAGAAUCACCCCCUCGAAAAUCGGUCUCAUCGACUCACACGUCUGUCUGGCUUUCGCCGGUUUGAACGCUGAUGCUAGGAUAUUGAUCGACAAGGCCAGAGUCGAGGCACAAUCACACCGUUUGACUGUUGAAGACCCAGUCACCAUUGAAUACAUCACAAAAUAUGUCGCCGGAGUACAGCAGAGAUACACUCAGUCUGGUGGUGUGAGACCGUUUGGUAUCAGUACCCUGAUCAUCGGAUUCGACAAGAAUGAUGCGACGCCACAUCUCUACCAGACUGAACCAUCAGGCAUCUACUCUGCAUGGAAAGCCAACGCCAUCGGCCGAUCAAGCAAGACCGUGCGCGAGUUCCUCGAACGCAAUCACAAAGACGAUAUGGACCGAGAAGCCACCAUCUCCCUAACAGUCAAGUCUUUACUCGAAGUCGUACAGACGGGUGCAAAGAAUAUCGAGAUUGCUAUCAUGGCGCCGGGCAAAACCAUCGAGAUGCUGCCAUCUGAGGAGAUCGAGACCUACGUCAAGACAAUCGAGGCGGAGAAGCAAGAAGAAGCGGCAAAGAAGAAGCCUGGUCGGGGCGGACAGGGCACGUCUAACUUGCCAACGAGACCUGCUGAAGAAGGCUCAUGA